Molecule: messenger RNA, 1926 nt
Organism: Gastrolobium bilobum
Lineage: Eukaryota; Viridiplantae; Streptophyta; Magnoliopsida; Fabales; Fabaceae
Product: probable 26S proteasome non-ATPase regulatory subunit 3
Exons: 8
Coding region: 116-1585 (489 amino acids)
Biological process (GO): ubiquitin-dependent protein catabolic process; regulation of protein catabolic process
Cellular component (GO): proteasome complex; proteasome regulatory particle, lid subcomplex
Molecular function (GO): enzyme regulator activity
Source: RefSeq, a predicted model, not a curated record
GGUUUUCAUCCAACGAUAUAACAAAAUCUCUCAAUUCUUGAGUAGCUUCGUUUUGCCAACUUACAGAUCGAAAUAUAUUGACAGUAGUGUGUGGUUGCAGUAGAAUUUGUGGAAUAUGACUCAAGACGUGGACAUGAAAGAUCACACAACGCCUUCGCACUCUGUUUCUUCAGCUCCUCCAUCUACAUUGCAGCAUUUGAAGGAGAUAGCAUCAAUUAUUGAAACCGGUUCAUGCUCAAAGGAAGUUCGUAGAAUUGCUCGAGCGCUGCGUCUCACAAUUGCGUUGAGGCAGAAACUGACAGCGCCGGUUCUCUCAUCUUUUAUCGAUUACGUUCUAAUUCGCGGUUCAGAGCCGCACACUAUGUUAUCUUCAUACCUUCCCAAUCCCAAGGAGGAUAAUCAGGAGAUGGAAGUGGACACUGCAACAUAUGCUAUUCAAUCCCCGGCGAAGCACUCAUUGCCAGAGCUAGAAAUAUAUUGUUACCUCCUCGUGCUUCUUUUUCUGAUUGAUCAGAAACUAUACGCUGAGGCCAAAGCUUGUUCCUCUGCAAGCAUUGUGCGGCUGAAAAGCCUGAACAGGAGAACUGUUGAUGUUAUUGCAUCCAGACUGUACUUUUAUUACUCAUAUAGCUAUGAGCUUACAGGAGAUCUUGCUGAAAUUCGAGGCAACCUCCUUGCACUGCAUCGUAUUGCUACACUUCGCCAUGAUGAGCUCGGUCAGGAAACACUCCUGAAUCUGUUACUUCGGAACUACCUCCACUACAACCUAUAUGAUCAAGCAGAGAAGUUGAGGUCUAAGGCUCCACGUUUCGAAGCACAUUCAAACCACCAGUUCUGUCGUUAUCUCUUCUACCUUGGGAAAAUUCAUACAAUUCAGUUGGAGUAUACAGAUGCAAAAGAGUCUCUCCUGCAGGCUGCUCGUAAAGCUCCGGUUGCAGCACAGGGUUUUCGGAUUCAAUGUAACAAGUGGGCUGUUAUAGUGCGUUUACUGUUGGGUGAAAUUCCGGAGAGGACUAUCUUUAUGCAGAAAGGAAUGGAGAAAGCUCUGAGGCCUUACUUUGAGCUUACAAAUGCUGUCCGGAUUGGUGACUUGGAGCUUUUUAGGAAUGUUGCACAGAAGUAUGCUGCCACUUUCAAUACAGACAGAACUCAUAAUUUGAUUGUUCGGCUCCGUCAUAAUGUCAUCAGGACUGGUUUACGCAACAUCAACAUAUCAUAUUCUCGCAUCUCGCUUGCUGAUGUAGCUCUAAAAUUGAGGUUGAACUCUGCAAGUCCGGUUUCUGAUGCUGAGAGCAUUAUAGCUAAGGCUAUCCGUGAUGGGGCAAUUGAUGCUACAUUGGACCAUGCUAAUGGGUGGAUGGUCUCCAAAGAAACUGGAGAUAUUUACAUUACAAAUGAGCCUCAAUUGGCCUUUAAUUCUCGGAUUGCCUUUUGUCUUAACAUGCACAAUGAGGCUGUUCGGGCCCUGCGUUUUCCACCAAACACACACAAGGAAAAGGAAAGUGCCGAGAAGAGGAGAGAGAGGCAACAACAAGAGCAAGAACUGGCUAAGCAUAUCGCAGAGGAAGAUGAUGAUGACUUCUGAUAACGAUCUUGUUCUUUUAAUCUUACCAGUUGCUGUCAGGAUCUUUGUUUCAUUCAUUUGCUCAUAUUUCUCUUCUGGAGAAAUUCCAUUACUCCUUCGUUUUUGAAAAGUGAAAUUUUAUUUUCUACAUAGAAGAUCUCUAGAAAUCUUCUACUGAAUUGAAAUAUUUACUGUUAGUUUCCAACCAUGGUGACAGCAAUGUCUUGUUUCCUUGUUCGGAGAAUGACGUUUUAGGGUCUGGAAAAGCUAAUCAAUUAUUUAGGACCAUGUUAGUGAUUCAAAUCAGAUGUUUGACUAUUGAAAAUUAUUUUCUGAUUGGCCAAAAAGAGAAAAGGUUUUUA